UAACCUUCAAAUCAAAAUAUAAAUAAUUAUAUACAUUUAUUUUAAUUUUAUUUAUGUUUUUUUAUAUCAUUUGUAACAUUUUAUAGUACAAUUUAUUAUUAUAGUCAUAUUUUUGGAUUUUUGCUAUAUUCGUACCUUAACAACAAUCAGAUGUUAUAAAACUCUACAAUGUUAGUAAACCUUUUGGAAAACAAAUAUUGUGUUUUUGGCUUAACUGCUCUAGCUAUAAUACCAUGGAAAGUAUUUUACAGCAAAUAUAAAUAUUUUCAAAAAAAAUAUGAAGAACAGUUGCUAUUCCAAAAUAGGCAUAAUUGUGUUGUUAUGUAUACAGUUGCAAAGGGAAUGAGUGGGUGGCCCCCACAUAAAGAUAGAAUACUACCUGACAUUACAUCUAAAGACGGUCUAUAUCCUAUGUAUGAACCGUUAAUAUAUUUUAUUAAAACUGCAGAAAAGAGUAUAUAUGUAGCUUAUAUGUUCAUCGAGAUUCAAGAAAUAAUUGAUGCACUAGUAGAAGCCCAUGAACGUGGAGUAAAAGUUCGUAUAUUAUUAAAUUUUGAACAUAAUAAGUCUGAUGUUGGGUCUAUUCAGAAGUUGAUCAGUAAAGGAAUUAUGGUUCAGCUUUAUAUGUGCCCCAAACAAACUCUAGAGAGCAUUAUGCAUUAUAAAUAUAUGGUAAAGGACUACAACCAGGAAAAAGGAGGAUAUACAUUGAUAAGUUCAUUGAAUAUUAGUAUAUCUGCAUUCACGGAAAAUUAUGAAAACAUAGUUCUCAGUUCUGACUAUUACUUAGCUACAUCUAUACAUAAUAACUUUAAGACCUGUUGGAACUAUGUUGAGCUAGAGAAUCAGAGUCUUCUAAACAAAACUAUACUUUUAGACCUUAAUUUAAUAUAAUUGUUGGCCAUUUUUUUAUUAAUAUAUUACUGUUAA
Diabrotica balteata is the source of this 930-nucleotide messenger RNA. The record is from the annotation of a GenBank genome assembly. NCBI's taxonomy places the organism in Eukaryota, Metazoa, Arthropoda, Insecta, Coleoptera, Chrysomelidae.